GUUGGGAGAUUCGCUAUACCCCGUCUACGCCGGUGCAACGCUCGCCAAGGAACUUUGGAAUAGCUUGAACAAAAAGUAUCAAGCUGAAGAUGCCGGCACGAAGAAGUUCAUCGUCGGGAAGAUGCUGGACUCAAGAUGGUCGACAGCAAAUCUGUUGUCGCCCAGGCUGAGGAGCUUACGGUUAUCUUCAACAAAUGCAAUGAAGAGAAAGUAGGCGUAAGCGAGGCCUUCCAAGUGGCGGCCAUCAUCCACAAACUUCCCCGGUCAUGGGAAGAUUUCCAAGCCGACCUCAAGCUCAAAAGAACGGAGCUGAAUCUGGAGCAACUGCUCAUGCGGUUGAGGAUCCGAGAGGAAGGGCUUGCUAGAAGAAAUGGAGGGGCUAAGGAGAAUGUUGUAGAACAUCCGUCGGGCUCUUCACAUGGCGGGAAGGACAAGAAGAAAAUGGGUCCUAAGGGUGGUGUUUCUAAAUUUGCAGGAAAAUGCUAUAAUUGUGGCAUUACUGGGCAUCCUUCCUCCGAUUGUAGGAAAAAGAAGCCACAAAAGGGAAAGAAGAAAACCACUGAAGCCAUGUGUGCGGAGCUUGACAACUUAGACCUCUGCGCGGUUGUAACCGAGGUGAAUCUCGUCGGGUCAAACCCGAAGGAAUGGUUUGUGGACACAGGAGCCACACGCCAUAUUUGUUCAAAUCGGAGCAUGUUUCAAGACUUUCAAGAGAGCUCCGGUGACAAGAAGGAUUUCGGGCUGAUCCUGUCUGACACUCUCGCAGAACCAGAUGCGUGUUCCACGACCAUAAUGGGCACACCCAUGAGAACAGAAUGAUGGUUGGUUGAAACUUGUGUAUUGUAUAUCGUCGUUUACAUAAACGGCAGUACAGUUCAAAGACAUCACGUUCUACUGAACAGCUAGUAGAGAAGGUAUACUUUACAAGGAGUAGGUUCAAAGGCAUAAAACCUACCUACUCUUGCAGGUUUCAACUUCAGAGUUAUUGCCAGUUACAUGAAUUAAUUUUCAUUCAUGUGGGGGAUUGUUGGAAAUUUUAAAGUAAAUUGGACAUUUUCGG
Cuscuta campestris is the source of this 1060-nucleotide messenger RNA. The record is from the annotation of a GenBank genome assembly. NCBI's taxonomy places the organism in Eukaryota, Viridiplantae, Streptophyta, Magnoliopsida, Solanales, Convolvulaceae.